UCAACAGCUGUCUCGAGCCACUAGUGCGAAAAAGUGUAAACAACACGAUGUCAUCUUUUUCUGGCUUGAUUCAAACUCCAAAUGAUAACCGGCCUGAGCUUUACGAAGAAGUCCGGCUGUAUAGGACAGCCCGGGAACGAACGAGAUAUGAUAACAUGGCUGACCUGUUCUCCGUGAUCAACACGCUCCAGUGUCUGGAGAAAGCCUACAUAAAAGACGCUGUCAAACCUUCUGAGUACACAGCAGCUUGCUCCAAGUUGCUCGUGCAAUACAGAGCUGCCUUUCGGCAGGUUCAGGGUGAGGGUUUCCCAACGAUUGAACAAUUUGUCGAAGCUUUCAAACUAGAUUGUCCGAACGCUCUGGAGCGGAUCAAGGAGGAUAGGCCGAUCACGAUCAAAGACAAUGGAGGCAAUGCUCUGAAAUUCGUUGCCGAUCUCUCUGUGAUGUUUGUGACAGUUUUGGACAAGUUGAGUAUGGAUAUACGCUGCAUGGCCGACCUGCAGCCGGACCUGAAAGAAAUCAAGGAAAUAAUGGGCCGAUUGACCUGCUUACCUAAUGACUUCGAAGGCAAAGUGAUCGUCCAGAAAUGGCUGGACGCCAUGUCUGAGAUGGCUGCGUCGGACAACUUCAGCGAACAACAGGCCAGGCAAAUGAAGUUUGACCUCGAGACAGCACACAACGCAUUCUCAAGAGCGCUGCAUAACGGGACUUGAGACGCGAGAUCAAAGUCUUGCGCUGCUUGCGCUCCCAACCCCCGCCCCGAUGUACAGAGAACAAGUUCCGCUUUCAUCCCUUUAGAUUGUCAACCUUUUCCGAUAAACAGCAAGAGGUCUU
Messenger RNA from Galendromus occidentalis (western predatory mite), 834 nucleotides. RefSeq names its product vacuolar protein sorting 28 (gene Vps28). The coding region runs from base 48 to 713 and encodes 221 amino acids. Gene Ontology annotation, cellular component: ESCRT I complex. Lineage: Eukaryota; Metazoa; Arthropoda; Arachnida; Mesostigmata; Phytoseiidae. The transcript is spliced from 6 exons. Gene Ontology annotation, molecular function: protein-containing complex binding. The record is from RefSeq and is a predicted model, not a curated record. Gene Ontology annotation, biological process: protein transport to vacuole involved in ubiquitin-dependent protein catabolic process via the multivesicular body sorting pathway.